UGUGAUAUCGAUUGGUGACAUUUGACAAGACGACGUGGAUUUCUUAAUUAAUGUAAUUUAAUGUAAUAUUUCGAAAUAUUGACAAAAAGAUGAAAGGAGAUUUCACGAUUUAUGUUUUAUUUGCACUUUUAUUUAAAUUUAUAAAAUGUAACAGUGUAAAUAAAUACGCAUUGCUUAUGCCAAAUGUUACAUCAAGUAGGGAGGAAUUGUAUUUGUGUACUCCUGUUAAAGUAGAUCCUUCCCAAAACUAUUAUUUGACAGGUUUUGAACCAAAUGCAAUGGCAGAUGUUCAUCAUAUACUUUUGUAUGGUUGUGGAAAACCUGGUAGUUCAAAAUCAGUAUGGAAUUGUGGAGAAAUGGGACGUGGUAUAAAUAAUAACGAAGAUACAAUCGUUCCCUGUGCAGAAAAUUCUCAGAUAUUAUAUGCCUGGGCCAGAGAUGCUCCAACAUUAAUUUUACCAGAAGGAGUAGGUUUCAAAGUUGGUGGGGACUCCUCGAUUAAAUAUCUAGUUCUGCAGGUCCAUUAUGCACAUACUGCAAAAUUUCAAGAUGUUGGCACUGACAACUCUGGUGUAUUUCUCUAUUACACAUUACGUCCAUUGAAUAAAUUAGCUGGUGUUCUCCUUUUGGGAACUGGAGGUGUUAUACCACCUCGAAGUACAACAUACAUGGAAACAGCUUGCAUAAUAAAAGAGAACAAAACUAUUCAUCCUUUUGCAUAUAGAACCCAUACUCAUUCACUUGGUAAAGUAGUUUCUGGAUAUUUGAUAAAACCAGAUUACACUUGGAUAGAAUUAGGCAAAAGAGAUCCUUUAACACCUCAAAUGUUUUAUCUUAUACAUAAAAAUGUUUCUGUCGAACAAGGUGAUCAAAUAGCAGCCCGUUGUACUAUGCAUAGUACACGCAAUAGUUGGACAUACAUUGGUGCUACUAAAGCUGAUGAAAUGUGCAAUUUUUAUUUGAUGUAUUAUGUUGAAAAUGACGAACCACUAUCUAUGAAAUAUUGUUUUACCAGUGGUCCUCCCAACUAUUAUUGGAAAAAUGCUGGUCUAUUUAAUAUUCCUACUAUAGAGGCAUCUAGUUUAUAAUGUAAUAUCGAUUUUAAGUGUCUCGGUUAAAAAUUGGUACAGAUAUGAAACUGUUAAUCCGGCCGUAUACAGAUGAAUUUCUGAAGUACUUUAUCUAUUUGUUACAAAAUAGAAUUCGUUUUUAGCAAAUGAUAAACUUUCAGAUUUAAGUUGACAUUACUCGCACUUUAUACAGUGUAUUGUGUAUUAUUAUUUAUUACUUUUUGUUAUUAAUAGUUUGUAUACAAGAAAGAGUACUUAAUUAGCUUUAUACAAGUAUACAAUGUACACUAAUGUUUUACAUCUAACUGUAAAGAAAACAAGAUUUUGUAUUAAGCCUACUAUCAAUCAGAAUGUUUCUAAUGUACCUGCCAUUAAUUUCAUAUAGAAGAAAUAUCAUAAAGAAGAAAUAUCUAUUACUCCAGAAAAACUCUAUCUUUUCUAUUAAAAAUCUUUAAUUCAAUAUAAUAUAAUCAACAAAUAUUAACUAAAACUAUGGCAUCAGUGAUAUUUUUUGCCAUAUCUAUGAACCAUAUACAUGCGUUAAUAUAAAUUAUCUUAGUUAAUAUUUUUGAAAAUUCAGCGAUGCUUCGAAAAUUAGAAGAAGAAGACAUCACUAAUAAUUGAACGUGAUUGAAAGUAAAAUAUUUUCACAAUAUAAUACCUAUAUCGUAUUAUGAUUAUGAUGCGAUUUUACUUUAUCUAUAGAUGUAGCAAUUAAAACUUAUUUUGCAAGUUAUACAAAAGAUGCAGAGAUGCAUUUCUAUGAAUAUUCAUUUAAUAAUAUUGUUUCAAUACACUAAUAAAUCAUGCAUAUAUUAUAAAAU
This is a messenger RNA of Bombus pascuorum, 1894 nucleotides long. It is a transcript of the gene Phm, whose product is annotated as peptidylglycine alpha-hydroxylating monooxygenase. Gene Ontology annotation, molecular function: copper ion binding; oxidoreductase activity, acting on paired donors, with incorporation or reduction of molecular oxygen, reduced ascorbate as one donor, and incorporation of one atom of oxygen. The record is from RefSeq and is a predicted model, not a curated record. Bases 90 to 1088 code for a protein of 332 amino acids. NCBI's taxonomy places the organism in Eukaryota, Metazoa, Arthropoda, Insecta, Hymenoptera, Apidae. The transcript has 3 exons. Gene Ontology annotation, cellular component: extracellular region; membrane. Gene Ontology annotation, biological process: peptide metabolic process.